UUUGUUUUGUUGUGCAGUGCCAAGGAGACGGGGCAAGCUCAUCCCCUUCCUUCGCUCCCUGGUGAAGGCCCGCCCCAGGAGAGCGACGGAGCCGGAGCUGAAGAAGGAAGGGGUGUUUGGGUGUGACCUGGGGGAGCACCUUCUGCGCUCUGGGCGUGAUGUCCCCCAGGUCCUGCAGAGCUGUGCUCAGUUCAUUGAGCAUCAUGGCGUGGUGCGGGGGAUAUACCGCCUGUCUGGCGUCAUGUCCAAGAUCCAGCGACUACGCCAUGAAUUCGAUACGGAGCAGGUUCCUGAGCUCAGCGUCCGAGACAUUCACAGCGUGAGCUCCCUGUGUAAAAUGUAUUUCAGGGAGCUCCCAAACCCGCUGCUGACUGACCAGCUGUAUGACAAGUUCUUGGACGCUGCCGGUGCUGCAGAGGAGGAGCGGGUGCAGAGAAUGAAGGAUGCCAUCCAGCAGCUGCCCGCUCCUCACUACAGGACUCUGCAGUACCUUAUGAGGCACCUUGCGUCUCUGGCUGGGAACUGCUCCGUCACCAGCAUGGAUGCUAGGAACUUAGCGAUUGUGUGGGCUCCAAACCUCUUAAGAUCCCAGCAGAGCCCGUCUGCCUGCGCCAGCAAUGAAGCUGCCUGCAUGGAGCUGCAGGCACAGUCGGCUGUGGUAGAACUGCUCAUCAGCCACGCAGAUGUUUUAUUCUGCUCCAACUCCACAACAGCCGUGGGAGAGGGUGAGCUUCUUCCUCCUUUAGCUUGAUGCUGAUCUGACAAAUCGAUCCAAUCCAGGUCUUCUCAAAAACCUUUGAAAAUGCUUUUGCUGUCAAGGAGACAGCAGGCUUCUUAGCCUAGGUUUGAAUAUGGCGCCCGAUUCCUUGAUCCUGAGAGUGUCCAAACCCAAACCUUACAUGGGU
Molecule: messenger RNA, 905 nt
Organism: Coturnix japonica (Japanese quail)
Lineage: Eukaryota; Metazoa; Chordata; Aves; Galliformes; Phasianidae
Source: RefSeq, a predicted model, not a curated record